Messenger RNA from Seriola dumerili (greater amberjack), 2047 nucleotides. It is a transcript of the gene pak1, whose product is annotated as p21 (RAC1) activated kinase 1. Gene Ontology annotation, cellular component: cytoplasm. The record is from RefSeq and is a predicted model, not a curated record. Bases 229 to 1917 code for a protein of 562 amino acids. Gene Ontology annotation, molecular function: ATP binding; protein serine/threonine kinase activity. Gene Ontology annotation, biological process: regulation of axonogenesis; regulation of MAPK cascade; protein phosphorylation. NCBI's taxonomy places the organism in Eukaryota, Metazoa, Chordata, Actinopteri, Carangiformes, Carangidae. The transcript is spliced from 16 exons.
GACCAAGAGGGCGACAGAGCGGAGAGGAGCUGAGCCGAGAGGAGAGCAGAGUUUGCCGAAUACAUGAGACGGUGUGUCCCGGUGUCGGAAAUUAUCACCCAGCAUUCUGGAAUUUACAUUAGCCUCCAGACAAGUGGCUGCAGGUUGAAUCUGUCCCUCGGCCUUUCUGUGAGAGGAGUGACCCAGACACCACAGUGACAGGAGUGGCCGGCUGCAGCUUCGCAGAAGAUGUCUGAUAAUGGGGAGGUCGAGGACAAGCCCCCAGCUCCACCUAUGAGGAACACUAGCACCAUGAUUGGCUCCUCCAACAAGGACCCCGCCCCCCUCAACCACGGGUCCAAGCCCCUCCCACCAAACCCAGAGGACAAGAAGAAGAAAGAUCGCUCAAUCCGAUUCAUCCUGACCGGAGGAGGUGAUAAGACGUAUAAGAAAAAGGAGCGUCCGGAGAUUUCUCUGCCAUCUGAUUUUGAACACACCAUCCAUGUCGGCUUUGACGCUGUUACUGGGGAGUUUACUGGCAUGCCAGAGCAGUGGGCCCGGCUCCUGCAGACAUCCAACAUCACCAAACUGGAGCAGAAGAAGAAUCCUCAGGCCGUCCUCGAUGUUUUAAAGUUCUACGACUCUAAAGAAACGACCAACAGCCAGAAAUACAUGAGCUUCACAGAUAAAAACGCAGAUGCCUACAGCUCCUCCACCACAACGAUCGCCAAGGCUGUGUCUGAGACGCCCGCCAUAGCAACCGUAUCCGAGGAUGAGGACGAAGAUGAGGCUGAGCCGCCGCCGGUGAUUGCCCCACGACCAGAACACACCAAAUCAAUAUACACUCGCUCAGUGAUCGAGCCCCUCCCUCCUCCUCCCACCAAAGAUGCUGCGACCUCCCCCAUCUCCCCACCGACCGCUGCAGCGGCCGCCGUCACCCCCGCCCCCCCUUCGGAAGGAGCUCCCAGCAGCCCUCCCAGUGCAAGCCCCGCCCCCGGGCCCUCCUUGCCCCGCCCUCAGGACAAAACCAGGAAGAAGAAGAUGUCAGACGAGGAGAUCCUGGAGAAAUUACGGACAAUUGUAAGUGUUGGAGACCCCAAGAAGAAAUAUACACGCUUUGAGAAGAUUGGACAGGGGGCGUCUGGGACGGUGUACACAGCUAUCGACAUCGCUACUGGACAGGAGGUUGCCAUUAAACAAAUGAACCUGCAGCAGCAGCCGAAGAAAGAACUGAUCAUCAACGAGAUUCUGGUGAUGAGGGAAAACAAGAACCCAAACAUCGUCAACUACCUGGAUAGUUACUUGGUGGGCGACGAAUUGUGGGUGGUGAUGGAGUACCUGGCCGGAGGUUCAUUGACUGACGUCGUCACGGAAACCUGCAUGGAUGAGGCCCAGAUAGCUGCUGUGUGCAGAGAGUGUCUGCUGGCGUUGGAGUUCCUUCACUCGAACCAGGUCAUCCAUCGAGACAUCAAGAGUGACAACAUCCUGCUGGGCAUGGACGGCUCCGUCAAACUCACUGACUUUGGGUUCUGUGCCCAGAUCACUCCAGAGCAGAGUAAACGCAGCACUAUGGUCGGGACCCCGUACUGGAUGGCUCCGGAGGUUGUGACCCGAAAAGCCUACGGUCCCAAAGUGGACAUCUGGUCCCUGGGCAUCAUGGCCAUAGAGAUGGUGGAGGGGGAGCCGCCUUACCUGAACGAAAAUCCACUCAGGGCGCUGUAUCUCAUAGCAACCAACGGGACACCAGAGCUCCAGAACCCGGAGAAACUGUCGACGAUAUUCAGAGACUUCCUGAACCGAUGUCUGGAGAUGGACGUGGAGAAGAGAGGCUCGGCUAAAGAGCUACUGCAGCAUCAGUUUCUGAAGAUGGCGAAGCCUCUCUCCAGUCUGACUCCUCUCAUUGUGGCUGCCAAGGAAGCCGCCAAGAACAACCGCUAGCUAGCCUUGCACUCAUCAUUUUGUCUGUCUAUCCCUCUUUCUCUCUCUACCAUCCCUCCUUCCUGUCUCUUCUCCUUCUCCUUUUCUUUGUCGGGAGAUGGCGAUGGCUGCUGGCUGGGUUACAUAACCA